CUCCACUACCCCAGCCUAAAUAUACUAUAAAGAAAAUUGGAAAGAUAUCCAUCAUAUCCAAGACAUAUGAGUAAACCUCACAAUAAUUUGUCUUACUUGGAGGCAGUAAUACGAGAAACGUUAAGAAUUGAAACAAUCACAGUUAGCACAGUUCAUAGAUGUGCAAGAAAAACUACUUUAGGCGGCUAUGAAAUACCUGAAAACACUCCAAUUUUCAUUAACUUGGCAGCGAUACAUCAUGAUUCUGACUUGUGGGGCGAUCCUGAAGUUUUUAGACCGGAAAGAUUUCUGAAGGAAGAUGGGCAAUUAGCCAAAGAUUUUUAACUUUUUUUGGUUUUGGUAAGUCGAUGUACAUAAUCUAAUAAAGAUUAACAAAUUUUACUGAACUUUGUAUAAAGUACUAUUACAUUAGUUUUAAUAAUGACAAUAAAAAUAAUUUUCUUUCUGUACUUUUAUCUAGGUCAUCAAUUAUGUCCAGGUGAAACUUAUGCUAGAUUUAACAUAUUCGGGACAUUGGUUCUUUUUCUAUAAAACUUCAACUUUUUUUUCGUUGAAGGUCAGCCAUUGAGCCUCGAGGAUAAGGAUUCGGGUAUAGUCGUCCUUCCCAAAGAUCUAUGGAUACGCUUCGAAUCACGUUAAGAUUCGUUAUUUAAUUAUUUUAUCGACAAGCAAUCUUCGAAAUCAAGCAACGUCGGCGAUGAUUGACACUUGGAUGGGUAACCGUUUUUUCAAAUACAGAGAUUAAAAACAUGCUUUAACAAAUA
Molecule: messenger RNA, 764 nt
Organism: Monomorium pharaonis (pharaoh ant)
Lineage: Eukaryota; Metazoa; Arthropoda; Insecta; Hymenoptera; Formicidae
Product: probable cytochrome P450 304a1
Exons: 2
Coding region: 67-324 (85 amino acids)
Molecular function (GO): oxidoreductase activity, acting on paired donors, with incorporation or reduction of molecular oxygen; monooxygenase activity; iron ion binding
Source: RefSeq, a predicted model, not a curated record